CCCUCCUUUUUUCUGCUUUAAAUACAGCCCCUCAGCUUCCCCACCGUUCUCCUCCUCCGUCCACCUCCUUUAAUCCAUCGUCAAAUUUCACACACUCACGCACUCCAAUUACACCGUAGCAUUUAUUAGAACAGAGUAGCGAAACCUAGGGUCAAGGAUUUCGGGAAGACGAAAUGGCAGGAAGAGUAGAUCUGGAUGGGAAUCCGAUAAAGCCGAUGACAAUUUGCAUGAUUGGCGCCGGUGGAUUCAUUGGGUCCCACCUCUGCGAGAAAUUGAUGUCGGAAACGGAGCAUAAAGUCCUUGCCGUGGAUGUCUACAGCGAUAAGAUCAAGCAUUUGUUGGAGCCGGCGUCGCUGCCCUGGGCCGGCCGUAUCCAAUUCCACCGCCUCAAUAUUAAGAACGAUUCCCGCCUUGAAGGCCUCAUCAAGAUGGCAGAUCUUACUAUAAAUCUUGCCGCGAUCUGUACUCCAGCUGAUUACAAUACUCGACCUCUCGAUACAAUCUACAGCAACUUCAUUGAUGCUCUCCCAGUGGUUAAGUAUUGCUCUGAAAAUGGCAAGCGUCUCAUUCACUUCUCUACCUGUGAAGUUUAUGGGAAAACAAUCGGUAGUUUUUUACCCAAAGAUAGCCAAUUGCGACAGGAUCCUGCUUAUUAUGUUCUCAAGGAAGAUACCUCCCCUUGCAUUUUUGGUUCCAUUGAGAAGCAGAGGUGGUCCUAUGCAUGCGCAAAGCAAUUAAUUGAGAGAUUGAUCUAUGCUGAGGGUGCUGAAAACGGUCUUGAGUUUACCAUUGUUAGGCCCUUUAACUGGAUUGGUCCUAGAAUGGAUUUCAUACCUGGAAUUGAUGGGCCCAGUGAGGGUGUUCCAAGAGUUCUGGCAUGCUUUAGUAAUAAUCUAUUGAGGCGUGAGCCCCUAAAACUUGUUGAUGGAGGCCAAUCACAGAGAACCUUUGUUUACAUUAAAGAUGCAAUUGAAGCUGUUCAUCUGAUGAUUGAAAAUCCUGCUAGGGCAAAUGGUCAGAUUUUCAAUGUGGGUAAUCCUAAUAAUGAAGUUACAGUCAGGCAGCUAGCUGAAAUGAUGACAGAGGUUUAUGCAAAGGUUAGUGGAGAGCCUCCACUAGAAGCGGCUACCAUAGAUGUAAGCUCCAAAGAAUUUUAUGGUGAAGGUUAUGAUGAUAGUGAUAAAAGAAUUCCUGAUAUGACUAUAAUCAACAAACAACUGGGAUGGAAUCCCAAAACAUCUCUCUGGGAUCUACUUGAUUCCACCCUUACCUAUCAACACAGGACAUACGCUGAGGCUAUCAGAAAAGCAAUUUCAAAGCCUGUUGCAAGUUAAGAAACAGUAUAGUGUGGUUCUUUCUCAAGUGCUGCUUGUUGGCAGGUCUUGCAAUUCUUUCUACGGAUCUGUUGAGUAUAUCUAUAUGGUUCAUUGUGAUAUAGGCCACAUUUUUUCACUUUCAAAGUGUUACUAGUCCAUAGCGUGCAGUUACAAGGAACAUGAAACUCAAUGUUGGUCUUAAGGGCGGGAUUUUAGUAGGAAGACUUGUGAUGCUUUAUCUAAGACACUUUGGAGAACUAUAGAAGGAUAGAUGUACUGUUUGUAAUUUGUGGUCACUCAUCUGCUGCUUAAUGCAUACCACAACUAUACGGGAUCAUGUUGUAUCAUUUUGUUCUGCCUCUUCAGGCUUCAUUUCCCUAAUAUAUUAUUCUUUUUGUGACUA
This is a messenger RNA of Coffea eugenioides, 1719 nucleotides long. Its product is annotated as UDP-D-apiose/UDP-D-xylose synthase 2. The transcript has 9 exons. NCBI's taxonomy places the organism in Eukaryota, Viridiplantae, Streptophyta, Magnoliopsida, Gentianales, Rubiaceae. Bases 174 to 1334 code for a protein of 386 amino acids. Gene Ontology annotation, molecular function: carboxy-lyase activity. The record is from RefSeq and is a predicted model, not a curated record.